UUGACUCAAUAUACAAAUAGGGUUAACAAUAGCAUAUAAACCCUAGCUAUUUAAUCCUUGCCUCCCUUUCGUUAAUUUGCUAGCGGAGCUUCAACGUAUCCUCAGCUUGCGUUCUAGGGUUUUCGUUCAUCAACAAAAUGGUUCUACCGAACGACGUCGAUUUGUUGAACCCUCCUGCCGAGCUCGAGAAGAAGAAGCACAAGCUCAAGCGUCUCGUGCAGUCUCCCAACUCUUUCUUCAUGGAUGUCAAGUGCCAAGGCUGCUUUAACAUAACAACUGUGUUCAGUCACUCCCAGACAGUUGUGGUGUGUGGGAACUGCCAGACAGUGUUGUGCCAGCCAACUGGUGGGCGUGCCAGGCUCACUGAGGGAUGCUCUUUCAGGAGAAAGGGUGACUAAUAACAGACUGUUGUCCUGUUUCUGUUUGAAGUUUAAUGGGGAACUGAUAUGCCUGAAUUUUGAGUUCUGAUAGAAAUUUAGUUUGUUUUAAGACUCAUGUUUCGGAUUUGCGAUGUUUUAAAUUAUGCAUCUCACAGAUUAUGUUAUUGAAUGAAAGAUUCAGUUUUUACUAGCACAUGCCUCUGUAGCUACUUGAUUGUAGUUCAGUUGGAUUUAA
Molecule: messenger RNA, 615 nt
Organism: Ipomoea triloba (trilobed morning glory)
Lineage: Eukaryota; Viridiplantae; Streptophyta; Magnoliopsida; Solanales; Convolvulaceae
Product: 40S ribosomal protein S27-2
Exons: 4
Coding region: 138-398 (86 amino acids)
Biological process (GO): translation; ribosomal small subunit assembly
Cellular component (GO): cytosolic small ribosomal subunit; ribosome
Molecular function (GO): structural constituent of ribosome; RNA binding
Source: RefSeq, a predicted model, not a curated record